Messenger RNA from Thunnus maccoyii (southern bluefin tuna), 2329 nucleotides. RefSeq names its product malic enzyme 3, NADP(+)-dependent, mitochondrial (gene me3). The record is from RefSeq and is a predicted model, not a curated record. Gene Ontology annotation, molecular function: malate dehydrogenase (decarboxylating) (NAD+) activity; NAD binding; malate dehydrogenase (decarboxylating) (NADP+) activity. Gene Ontology annotation, biological process: pyruvate metabolic process; malate metabolic process. NCBI's taxonomy places the organism in Eukaryota, Metazoa, Chordata, Actinopteri, Scombriformes, Scombridae. The transcript is spliced from 15 exons. Gene Ontology annotation, cellular component: mitochondrion. The coding region runs from base 208 to 2067 and encodes 619 amino acids.
UGUCUGAUUGGUGGACUCGCUCGCUGACUGACUGGGAAGUAAAACUGUCAAUGUCAAAGGAUCCUGGAUCAGCUGUUAACUGUCUGUCGAUCUUCCCCAGACAUCCACAGCGACCAUAAACAACAGAGACUCAGCACAGCACCGCUCAGUCCCUCCUAUGCAGAUUGAAGUCAGGAGCGCAGCAGCUUCACGUCGUUUUCAGGCAGCAUGAACUCUCUCCCGGGAAGAGCCGCACUGUCUCUGUGCAGACGCACGGCAGCGACAGGCGGGAUGAGGGUCCUCACUGGUUCCCCAGGUCACCCUGCCGGGGGCCUGCUGGCGGACAGGGUCUCUCUCCAGGCUGUGCGGGUCUGCCACUCGGGGACGAACCGCAAAGCCAGCAUCAGCACUAAGAAACGGGGCUUCGACAUCACCAGAAACCCCCACCUCAACAAGGGAAUGGCAUUCACGCUGGAGGAGCGCUUACAACUGGGCAUCCACGGCCUGCUGCCCCCUUGCUUCCUCUCGCAGGAUGUCCAAGUGCUGCGUGUCAUGAAGAGCUAUGAAACACGCAGCAACCCUCUGGACAAGUACAUCCUGCUGAUGACGCUGCAGGACAGGAACGAGAAGUUGUUCUACCGUUUGCUGACCUCUGAUAUCGAGGAGUUCAUGCCCAUCGUGUACACUCCCACUGUCGGCCUGGCCUGCCAGCAGUACGGCCUGGCCUUCAGGAGACCGCGAGGUCUCUUCAUCACCAUCCACGACAGAGGCCACAUUGCCACCAUGCUUAACUCCUGGCCUGAAGAAGACAUAAAGGCCAUCGUGGUGACGGACGGCGAGCGUAUCCUCGGACUGGGUGACCUGGGCAGCUAUGGCAUGGGCAUUCCUGUUGGCAAGCUGGCGCUCUACACAGCCUGCGGUGGCGUUCGGCCGCAGCAGUGUCUCCCUGUGUUGCUGGACGUUGGCACCGACAACCAGGCACUGCUCGAUGACCCCUUGUACAUCGGACUGAAGCACAAGAGAAUCAGAGGAAAGGAGUACGACGACCUAAUCGAUGAGUUCAUGCAGGCCGUGACAGACAAGUACGGGAUGAACUGUCUGAUUCAGUUUGAGGACUUUGCCAACAACAAUGCAUUCCGCAUCCUUAACAAAUACAGGAAUCGGUACUGCACCUUCAACGAUGACAUCCAAGGCACGGCCUCGGUAGCUGUCGCCGGCCUCUUAGCUGCUUUGAAGAUCACCAAGAACAAACUGUCUGAUCACACCUUUGUUUUCCAGGGAGCAGGCGAGGCUGCUCUGGGUAUUGCUCACCUGCUCAUUAUGGCCAUGGCCAAGGAAGGCCUGAGUAGUGAAGUAGCUGCCAAAAGGAUCUGGAUGGUGGACUCAAGAGGUCUCAUUGUAAAGGGAAGAAGUCAUCUGAACCACGAGAAAGAGGAGUUUGCUCAUGAGCACCAGCACCUGAAGACCCUGGAGGAGGUGGUGCACACCAUCAAACCCACCGCCAUCAUAGGAGUGGCUGCUAUCGGAGGAGCAUUCACUGAGAAGAUUAUCAAAGACAUGGCAUCCUUCAACGAGAGGCCGAUCAUCUUUGCCCUGAGUAACCCUACCAGCAAGGCAGAGUGCACAGCAGAGCAGUGCUACAAGCUCACGCAGGGUCGGGGUAUCUUCGCCAGUGGAAGUCCGUUUCAAAAGGUGACGCUGUCUGAUGGACGCACCUUCUACCCUGGACAGGGAAACAACGCCUACGUCUUCCCGGGGGUCGCUUUGGGCGUCAUCGCCUGUGGAGUGCGCCACAUAUCUGAUGACAUCUUCCUCACCACAGCAGAGGCGAUAGCUGACAUGGUAACAGAGGAGAACUUGGCUGAGGGAAGACUCUAUCCUCCUCUCAACUCCAUAAGAGAGGUGUCCUUCAAGAUCGCAGUGAAGAUUGUAAACUACGCGUACAAACACAACAUUGCUUCGGUGUACCCUGAGCCAAAGGACAAGGAGGCGUUUGUGCUGUCUCACGUCUACAGUCCCGAUUACGACUCGUUCACUCUGGACACAUACAGCUGGCCGCAGGAGGCCAUGAAGGUCCAGGAUGUGUGAUCCUGGUCAUCUCUCUUUCUCUCUCUCUAAAUGUAAUAUGCUGCCGUCACUUACGAUUUUUGAAUUGCCUCCAUUCAGAAACUUUGCCAACGAUUCUCGCUUUUUAGUUGUUUGUUUCUAUAAAUGUCCCUGGUAUGUUCUCAAAUGAACUUAGAGAUUCAACACGCAGCACAUGGAGCUCAUUAUAAACUAGAUGCCCAAUUAUAAGCCAACCAACGAUGCAUAAUAUACUUGUAUGUUAAGGAUUAUAAACUCUAAGUGU